Messenger RNA from Callorhinchus milii (elephant shark), 809 nucleotides. RefSeq names its product NADH:ubiquinone oxidoreductase subunit A8 (gene ndufa8). Gene Ontology annotation, biological process: mitochondrial electron transport, NADH to ubiquinone. NCBI's taxonomy places the organism in Eukaryota, Metazoa, Chordata, Chondrichthyes, Chimaeriformes, Callorhinchidae. The record is from RefSeq and is marked provisional.
CUUUGGGCCUGAGCUUGUUGUUGUGGGGUUGUCGCCGCUUCGGCCGCGCUCGAUUUUUCCGCCUCUCCCCCCCCCACCCGCCGCCGCCGCCGCCGCCAUCCCUUCCCAGUGAGGCAAACCAUGACGCCGACGGUGGCUGCGGCCGAGCCCGAGCUCCAGCUGCCGACCUUCCAGCAGCUGAACGUGCAGGAGGUGAACGUGACGUCGUCGGUGCUGAAGGCGGCCGCUCACCACCUGGGCUCGCAGUGCGACCGCGCCAACAAGGAGUUCAUGCUGUGCCGCUGGGAGGAGAAGGACCCGCGGAAAUGCCUCCAGGAAGGCAGGCAGGUCAACGAGUGCGCCCUGGACUUCUUCAGGAAAAUAAAGAGCAACUGUGCUGAGCCUUUCACCGAAUAUUGGACCUGCCUUGAUUAUGACAACCUGCAAGAACUUCGCCGGUGCCGCAAGCAACAGGCAGUUUUUGAUAACUGUGUGUUAGACAAGCUGGGCUGGGUUCGACCUGAGCUAGGAGAACUCUCCAAGGUCACAAAAGUGAAGACAGACAGGCCUGUCCCGGAGAAUGUCUUCUGCUCAAGGCCAAGACCGGAGCCCAAUCUACCCAUUGAAGGGGACUUGAAGCCUUCCAAAUAUGGCAGCAAGCUCUUCUUUUGGUCCUGGUGAAGGCUGAAGACUUGGUGCUUAUCCAAGAGAUUGGUGAAUUUAACAAUGCUGACUGUGACAAAACUGUACGGAUGAUAAAAUACCUUGUCAACUGUACCACAGAUAUCCUUAUAAAUACCUUCAUGAGAAAUAAAAAUGUUAUUUAAUCU